Molecule: messenger RNA, 392 nt
Organism: Phytomonas sp. EM1
Lineage: Eukaryota; Euglenozoa; Kinetoplastea; Trypanosomatida; Trypanosomatidae
Source: the annotation of a GenBank genome assembly
GGCCAUAGUAUAGUAGACUUUUCAAUGUCUAAGCGCACCGUGAAAAUGGGCGUGAUGGGCCGCUACGGGGCUCGCUAUGGUGCGAACCCCCGUAAGCGCGCCAAGAAGCUUGAGGUUUCCCAGCACGCCAAGCACUUCUGCUCUUUUUGCGGUAAAUUUGGCUUUCGCCGAAAGGCCGUUGGCAUCUGGCGCUGUGAGGGCUGCGGAAAGACGAUGGUCGGUGGUGCUUAUACCCUGAGCACUCCCAACAACAGUACAGUCCGAUCCACCGUGCGCCGCCUGCGCGAGCUCGGAAAGAACUAAGACGAUGGUCUAGGGCUUUAUUUUUUGUUUCAUUUUAUGAGAUUUUCAAAAAAGUCGUUCGUGUUGUGUUUUCUUUGCCUCUCUUCUUU